This is a messenger RNA of Marmota flaviventris (yellow-bellied marmot), 1822 nucleotides long. RefSeq names its product Wnt family member 11 (gene Wnt11). Gene Ontology annotation, cellular component: extracellular region. NCBI's taxonomy places the organism in Eukaryota, Metazoa, Chordata, Mammalia, Rodentia, Sciuridae. Gene Ontology annotation, molecular function: cytokine activity; frizzled binding. The record is from RefSeq and is a predicted model, not a curated record. Gene Ontology annotation, biological process: canonical Wnt signaling pathway; multicellular organism development; neuron differentiation.
CCUAAUUCGAGCCAGACUCUGGCGGGUCCCGGGGCCGUGCCGGGCGGGAGAGGACUCCGGCCGCGCGCUUGGCCUCCCCGGGUCCGACCCCUCCUUUGUAAUUUGAAUAAAACGCCUCCCCGUCCGCGCGCCGCCUUAACCCGCCGCCUCGCUCUCCUCUCCCCGACUGCAGGCGGCGUGCGCGCAGGACCCGCGGCGGUGGCCGUGCAGGCAGCGGGACUUCGGCGCGGCUUCUGCAGGGUGCGACCCCCGGGCGUGCCCGCGGCGCGACGAUGAGGGCGCGGCCGCAGGUCUGCGAGGCUCUGCUCUUCGCCUUGGCACUCCAGACCGGCGUGUGCUAUGGCAUCAAGUGGCUGGCGCUGUCCAAGACACCGGCCGCCCUGGCGCUGAACCAGACGCAGCACUGCAAGCAGCUGGAGGGCCUGGUGUCUGCACAGGUCCAGCUGUGCCGCAGCAACCUGGAGCUCAUGCAUACCAUCGUGCGCGCCGCCCGCGAGGUCACCAAGGCCUGCCGCAGGGCCUUCGCCGACAUGCGCUGGAACUGUUCCUCCAUUGAGCUCGCCCCCAACUACCUGCUUGACCUGGAGAGAGGGACCCGGGAGUCGGCCUUCGUGUAUGCGCUGUCGGCGGCCGCCAUCAGCCACGCCAUCGCCCGGGCCUGCACCUCUGGCGACCUGCCCGGCUGCUCCUGCGGCCCCGUCCCAGGUGAGCCACCCGGGCCUGGGAACCGCUGGGGAGGAUGUGCGGACAACCUCAGCUACGGGCUCCUCAUGGGAGCCAAGUUUUCCGAUGCUCCUAUGAAGGUGAAAAAAACAGGAUCCCAAGCCAAUAAACUGAUGCGUCUACACAACAGUGAAGUGGGGAGACAGGCUCUACGCGCCUCUUUGGAAACGAAGUGUAAGUGCCAUGGGGUGUCUGGCUCCUGCUCCAUCCGCACCUGCUGGAAGGGGCUGCAGGAGCUGCGGGACGUGGCCGCUGACCUCAAGACCCGCUACCUGUCAGCCACCAAGGUAGUUCACCGACCCAUGGGCACCCGCAAGCACCUGGUGCCCAAGGACCUGGAUAUCCGGCCUGUGAAGGACUCAGAACUCGUCUAUCUGCAGAGCUCGCCCGACUUCUGCAUGAAGAACGAGAAGGUGGGCUCCCACGGCACACAGGACAGGCAGUGCAACAAGACGUCCAACGGCAGUGACAGCUGCGACCUCAUGUGCUGUGGCCGUGGCUACAACCCCUACACGGACCGCGUGGUAGAGCGGUGCCGCUGCAAGUAUCACUGGUGCUGCUACGUCACCUGCCACAGCUGCGAGCGCACCGUGGAGCGCUACGUCUGCAAGUGAGGCCACGCCCUCGCCCAGCAGGAGCGCGGACUCCUCGGGACCCUCCGCAGGGCGGGGCCUGGAGGCACCCCCUGGACUUUUCCCAUGCGAAUUCCAGAUGCCAGGCGCGGGAGGCGGCUUGUGUUUUGCCUCCACUUGGAAGCCACCAGGAACAGAAGGCCUGGUCACUCUGGAAGGAGGGCCGAGACAUCAAAGGAACCGACAAGAUUAAAAAUAACCUGGCAGCCCCAGGCCCUGGAGUGUCGCGCUGCCUUCCAGACUGGUCCAAGCAGCCAGGGUGAGAGGCUGGUGAGACUGUGUGGACUUGACCUUUCGGGGCCACGAAGAUCAGCCUUUGGGAAUGUUCUGCGGGGCCCUCGGCCCACCACAUGGAACCACUAGAUUGGGUUGUAAAUGUUUUUCGGGUUUUUUUUUUUUUUUCUUCUUCCUCCUUUGGGAUGUGGGAGCUACAGAAAUAUUUAUAAAACAUAGCUUUUUCUUUGGGG